AGGCGGCGGCGGCGAGCGUGGCCCACGCCGCCCGGAAGGAGGCGUGGACAUGGAGCGGGUGGCUGCUUCCUAGCCCCGCGCUCUUGCCGCUGCCUAGGGCGCCCCGGAGCCUCCGUGGGGGCGCGCCCGCUGCGGCUCCGGGGACCCGUGGGGCCUGGCGAGGCCGGCGCUGCGUGGAUGGCUGUGCUUCCGCGGCCCGUGCUCGCUCUUCUGCUCCUCCUCCUGGCGGCCGCUCUCAGGGGCCAGGAGGAGGCCCAGACCACUGACUGGAGGGCCACCCUUAAGACCAUCCGGAACGGCGUUCACAAGAUAGACACGUACCUGAACGCCGCCUUGGACCUCCUUGGAGGAGAGGACGGGCUCUGCCAGUACAAGUGCAGUGACGGAUCUAAGCCUUUCCCACGUUAUGGUUAUAAACCCUCCCCACCGAAUGGAUGUGGUUCUCCGCUGUUUGGUGUCCACCUUAACAUUGGCAUCCCCUCCCUGACCAAGUGCUGCAACCAACAUGAUAGGUGCUACGAGACCUGUGGCAAAAGCAAGAAUGACUGUGAUGAGGAGUUCCAGUAUUGCCUCUCCAAGAUCUGCCGAGAUGUGCAGAAAACACUAGGGCUAGCUCAGCAUGUUCAGGCAUGUGAAACAGCAGUGGAGCUCUUGUUUGAUAGCGUUAUACAUUUAGGCUGUAAACCAUACCUGGACAGCCAAAGAGCUGCAUGCAGGUGUCGCUAUGAAGAAAAAACUGAUCUCUGAAGAAGACACUGACAGCUGGGAAGAGCAGAUGAGGACAGGAAACCAUAACCUUGGAGAAAGAACUAAUGUUUUUACAGCAUAAAGCUGCCUUGUUUUGUGAAAGGAUUAUUUUAAGAACUUACAAGACUUUAUGUUUUGACAUUAAAACCUCAAGCUAAAAAAAAAGAAGUGGGAGAGUGAAAGGAAUGUCAUGCCUUCCCUCUGAGGUAUCUUCCUGGUGACACUGCCUUAGUAUGCCAGAUUGUCUCGACGCAUCCCAAAGGACAUGUGUGUUAAGAGGAGAGACUUUUUGAAAAAGAGUCUGCAACUCAGUCUGCAACUAUUUACAAGAAAGGAGGUCAAAUGUAAAAGUCUAUUAUAAGAUAUGUUCAACAUUAUCAACAUUAUAUUAUUUAGAAAUAUGGGAAAAUCCUCCCUUUGAUAUUUGUUUAAUGUGAAAUUUUAAAAUAUUUACACAUUUAUGCCUGGAAAGAGCUGACUUAAUUUUUCUCUGUUUUAAUUGCACAUGAUAUGCUAUUUCUUUAUAACUGUUUAGCUUAUGACUGUGUCAUGUUUUUAUUAAUGACAGGACUAGCUACACAGACAGGAUUUUAUGUGUUUCUCUUGUAAACUUGGAACCAGCAUCUGGUAACCUCUUAGGGAGCAAAACCAGGGCAUUUAUGUAUUAUUUAAUAUGCAAGAAGAUGAUGUGGACAAGAUUCAGAAGUACAACCACUCCCAUUUUAUGAACCCAUGUAUGUGGCAGAUGUUAUUUUGCUGUGAUCUUUGCCAAAACUGGAUAAAAGAUGUAAUGAGACAAGUGAAAAGUUGUUUAACAUAAUACACUUUAGAACCCUACA
This is a messenger RNA of Choloepus didactylus (southern two-toed sloth), 1586 nucleotides long. It is a transcript of the gene PLA2G12A, whose product is annotated as phospholipase A2 group XIIA. The record is from RefSeq and is a predicted model, not a curated record. Gene Ontology annotation, biological process: phospholipid metabolic process; arachidonate secretion; lipid catabolic process. The coding region runs from base 178 to 747 and encodes 189 amino acids. NCBI's taxonomy places the organism in Eukaryota, Metazoa, Chordata, Mammalia, Pilosa, Megalonychidae. Gene Ontology annotation, molecular function: calcium ion binding; A2-type glycerophospholipase activity. Gene Ontology annotation, cellular component: extracellular region. The transcript has 4 exons.